AUGGGGGACCUCGCCAAUGAAAUAAAUGGCUUCAUAAGCCAGCACAAUGCCAGGAGAGGACAACGUCAUACACGGGAUGCCAUCCCUACCAUGAUCUCAAGUUAUUAUGCCCCAAGCUUGAUGCUCUCAGAGAGAGACAACAAUGGCACUCCUACUCAAAGCAUCAGCAUGUCAACCGCCAGCAGCUCGACAUUCAUGUCUUCCUGUUUUGACAGACCAACUCCUCAAAACUCUUCGGUUUACACAGAACCUCCUCCUGUUGCCACUUUACCGCAGUCGCAGCCAUAUGUAACUCCUGCAUUACUCACGUGUGAGUUCCUCGGCUUUGGGGACUGCGAUGUUGUAUUCAACUUGAACGAUGAAUCCCGUUGGAUCGCACACAUCGCGGGCUGCCACCUUCGCAACAUCUUCCCAGCAGUGUGCAUUUGUUGGUUCUGUGACCGUGAAUUUCGGACAUCUUCACACAAUCAAGCUGAUGCUGAGACUUGUUAUCGGAAGCGAAUGCAUCAUAUUGCAAAGCACUUUCGCAACGGUCUUUCGGGACGGCAGAUGCGUCCUGACUUCUUCUUUCUUGAUCACUUAUACCAACACCGGUUGAUCGAUGAAGAGAUGUAUCAGAGAGCAAGAGCCUAUCACGAAGCCUCUCAGGUCCAGAUUCAGAACUUGUACCCUGCGGGCUGGAGGCCAGAGCACCAUAAUCAGGAGCCAGUGGUGGUGGAAGCCAGUCGGUCGCGGCAUCGGGGGUCGUCGACUCGAAAUCGUGCGCCGCAGGGAUAUUAUCGCUGA
This is a messenger RNA of Fusarium redolens, 786 nucleotides long. RefSeq lists its product as uncharacterized. The transcript has a single exon. Bases 1 to 786 code for a protein of 261 amino acids. The record is from RefSeq and is a predicted model, not a curated record. Lineage: Eukaryota; Fungi; Ascomycota; Sordariomycetes; Hypocreales; Nectriaceae.